Messenger RNA from Labeo rohita (rohu), 1761 nucleotides. Its product is annotated as sodium- and chloride-dependent GABA transporter 2-like. Lineage: Eukaryota; Metazoa; Chordata; Actinopteri; Cypriniformes; Cyprinidae. The coding region runs from base 16 to 1761 and encodes 581 amino acids. The transcript is spliced from 14 exons. Gene Ontology annotation, cellular component: membrane. Gene Ontology annotation, biological process: sodium ion transmembrane transport. The record is from RefSeq and is a predicted model, not a curated record.
AAACAGAGUGAAGAAAUGAACAGAACAGAAGGACAAAUGCAGGAGCGAGGGUACUGGGGCAGUAAAGCUGAGUAUCUUCUGGCUGUGGCCGGGAAUGUGGUUGGUCUUGGUAACGUGUGGAGGUUUCCUUACCUCUGCUACAAGAAUGGAGGAGGGGCGUUCCUGAUACCCUACAUGGUAUUUGUGAUUACCUGUGGGAUGCCUCUGUUCCUGCUAGAAACCGCUAUGGGACAGUACACACAGGAAGGGGUUAUUACAUGUUGGCGUUCCCUUUGUCCACUAGCUGAAGGUAUUGGCUAUGCAGGACAGCUGACAUUGCUGUACAACUGCACAUAUUACAUCAUCAUUCUGGCCUGGGCGCUUUUCUACCUCUUCUUCUCUUUUAGUUCCCAACUUCCAUGGGCCAGCUGUAACAACACCUGGAACACAGAUGACUGUCUAAAUCAUGCUGAAACAAAUUUGACCCUCAACUGGACAACACUGAUUCAUUCUACACCUGCAGCUACUGAAUUCUGGGAACGCAGAGUGCUGUCUCUCUCUGGAGGUAUUGAGGAGGUCGGUAAGAUCAACUGGGAAAUUCUUCUGUGUCUCAUUACAAUGUGGAUCAUAUGUUAUUUCUCCAUCUGGAAAGGAGUCAAAUCUACAGGCAAGGUGGUGUAUUUCACAGCCACAUUUCCUUACGUGAUGCUGCUUGUGUUGCUGAUUCGUGGGUUGACUCUCCCUGGAGCUCUGCAGGGGGUUGUGUUUUACCUGUACCCUGAACCGGCCCGUCUCUCUGAUCCACAGGUUUGGAUGGAGGCAGGAACUCAGAUCUUUUUCUCAUACAGUGUGUGUUUUGGCACUCUUAUUUCACUAGGCAGUUAUAAUCAAUACAACAACAACUGCUACAGGGACUCUUUGUGGCUCUGCCUUCUAAACAGUGCCACCAGUUUAGUGGCUGGUUUUGCUGUGUUCUCAGUCCUGGGGUUCAUGGCUAAUGCACAGGGCGUCCCCAUUGAGGAGGUAGCAGAAUCAGGUCCAGGACUAGCGUUCAUAGCUUAUCCACAGGCAGUAGCUAUGAUGCCUCUUCCUCAGUUGUGGGCUGUUUGUUUCUUCAUCAUGAUUAUUUUGUUGGGCCUAGAUACACAGUUUGUUGGAAUGGAUUGUAUAAUUACAUCAGUGAUGGAUAUGUUCCCCGCGGUGCUGCGCAGAGCUGGUCGUCGAGAAAUGAUUCUGCUGGUCUUCUGUCUCACUUGCUUCCUUGGACAACUCAUCAUGGUUACAGAGGGGGGGAUGUAUGUAUUCCAAUUGCUAGACAACUAUGCCUGUAAUGGAGCCUGUAUUCUCCUGCUAUCUGUGUUUGAGUCUCUGGCCAUGGGUUGGAUCUUUGGGGCUGAGAGGAUGUUUAACAUCAUUGAAGACAUGACAAAUUCACGGCCCAAUUAUAUAUUCAUACUGUGCUGGAAAUACCUGACUCCUCUCGUAUCCCUGGUGUCUUUUGUCUGUUCUGUGGUCAAGUACAAGCCCCUCACUUUUAACCGUUGGUAUGUGUACCCAGACUGGGCAUACAUACUAGGCUGGUUACUGGCCCUGUCUUCCAUUCUGCUGGUGCCUGUAUGGGUGCUAGGCCAAAUGUGUGCUGGGAAAGGAAGCCUAAAACAGCGUUGGCGCCGCUUGUGUAGUCCUGACAAAAACCUUCCUCUUUGUAAGCAACAAGCUAAAAUCCAGGCAAAAACUUUCCCCGCAGAGGUGGAAGACUUAGUUCAGAGCAACACAAACUAA